This is a messenger RNA of Cylindrotheca closterium, 1482 nucleotides long. The record is from the annotation of a GenBank genome assembly. NCBI's taxonomy places the organism in Eukaryota, Bacillariophyta, Bacillariophyceae, Bacillariales, Bacillariaceae.
AUGAACCAUCAGAACAGAUCAUCAUCACUAUCGUCCUGUCUUUCACAAUGCAACUUUCUUGGUACGUCCAAUCAACAUUCAACACCCAACAUUGAAGAAAGCCAAGAAUAUACCCGGCAGGAAAUGAAAGACUCAGAAGGUAUGCUUGCAACGGAACUGAACAAACUGAGUUUGCAAGAAAGAAAUGAGGCCCUAGAAGACAUUCAUUGUGUCGGACAUGACCUGGAGGAAACACCCGAGCUUGUGCAAGAGAUACUUGCGAAAUUCGAUCAAACAGUUCAACGGCAACAAAAACAGGAUCCCACCUACCAAGAGGUGGCAAAGCGGCAUCGAGCAUACGUUGAAGAUCCUUCCUUUCGCUUGAAGUUUCUCAGGGCUAAUAUGCACAAUGUUGGCAGAGCAGUAAGUCAAAUGUUCCACUUCCUUCGAAACAAGGCCAAGUACUUUGGCAACGAUUGCGUGGGUCGUGAAAUAACUUUUGAUGACUUGAAUGAGGAGGACCGACAACUGUUACUGUCAGGAAAAUAUCAUAUCCAAAAGGAUAAAGAUCGAAGCGGCAGAGUCGUUAUGUACUCGAUCCCGGAGCUUAUUGGUGGCGCCAGUGCGGAAUCCUAUUGUCGAGUUGCUUACUAUGUCUACUUCAACAUUCUCAUUCCGAUCCCAGAAGUGCAGAUGAAAGGACUCGUAUACGUUUUAUACGACAUUUCGAAGAAAGAAAAGCGGCCUACAAUGCCACACAUCAACUUGACAAUGGCAAGCAUCGACAUGAUACUAAGCCUUCCUAUCCGGUUCUCAGCGACACACUAUUGCCUAAAGGCACGCCAAGAAAAGCUUGGUCCAUUCAAUUCAGUACUAAAAAUCGUAUUCAAAGUGGUUGGGGAUUAUUCUUACUGUAAGGUGAGGAGUCGUAUGCAUUAUGGCAGUGACACCGAGUUGCAGUACCAACUUCGGAGCCACGGCAUCAACGUCGACUCUAUCCCCAUCGAUGCGGAGGGCACUCUUCGUGAGGAUAUUCGAAAUGAUUGGCUCUACGAGCGCCUUGCUGGGAUGGGACGGAGUAGCAUUUUUCCUGCAUUGGUAUCAGCAGGAGGAUCCAAAGGGGCCAUUGCAGUCAAUCAUGACGCAGAAACGUUGGUAGGCAAUGCUGUUGCUCAUGGAGCAUCAGGUAAUAAUGUGGAGAAGUAUUCGCCCAUCAUACCUACCGACGGCGACAUCUUGCUCGGACGAGGCCGCUUGGUCCAAUACAAUCCAGGCAAUAUCCACUUUCGAGGGCUGGCUUUCAAGUACAGGGAUGCCUAUGACACUGCUCCUGGACUCAGGAGAAAAGAGAUCGUUUCUGAGGUCAGUGGUAUCAUUAGUUCCGAGGGGAGGCGGUUUCUGAAGCAAAUAGACAGUGGCGUGUGGGUGAAGAGCAAUGAUAAAGAGACCAACACAAAGAUUGCCCAGUUGUUCCGAGAAUUUCGGAAGUUUAAAAAUAAAUGA